ACUUCCUUCUGAUUGGCUAAAUCAGUUUCCCCUUCCCAAAUUACCAAAGCAUCUCUUCAGUCUCCAGCAUUCCACUCUCUCACACUCAUACUCUCUUUCAUCAGUCAAAAAUCUUUCAACCUCACGCCCUUUUUUCAUCUGCAUUCACGUUUGCUCGAUCUUAGAUCGGUUUCCAGUUUCCAGUUUCGAAUGUGUUGUUUUUCUUGCAGCAGCUCGUUGUUAUCAGAUUACUAUAUGUUCAAGAAAACCAAUCCAGUUUUUGGUAUCUCAGAUGGUUUGUUUUAAUUGUAUUAUGCUUGACUGGUGUCACCAUGGGCUUCUAUACGGUAAAAUGGCAAUGGCUACUGAUUCUUCACAUUGUACCACUCUGCAUGAUAAUGAGCAGAAGCAGUGGUAUCACUUCUGAUGGUGAGGCACUUUUGAGCUUCAGAGCAUCAAUUCUUGAUUCUGAUGGCGUUCUUCUUCAGUGGAAGCCAGAGGAGCCCCAUCCUUGUAAAUGGAAAGGAAUAACGUGUGAUCCGAAAACCAAGAGAGUGAUAUAUUUGAGUCUUCCUUAUCACAAACUUAGUGGAUCAUUAUCCCCUGAACUUGGAAAGCUUGACCACCUAAAAAUUUUUUUUUCAUUUUACAGAGCUCUUCAUGACAAUAACUUUUAUGGGACAAUUCCAUCAGAAUUAGGGAAUUGCUCACAGUUGCAGGGAAUGUUCCUGCAGGGUAAUUACUUUAGUGGGUCCAUUCCCAAUGAAUUAGGGAAUCUUUGGGCACUUAAAAAUUUAGAUAUUUCAAGUAACUCACUCGGUGGAAAUAUUCCCAUUUCGCUGGGGAAGUUGAGCAAUCUUGUUAGUCUAAACGUGUCUGCCAAUUUUCUGGUUGGAACAAUUCCAAAUGUUGGCAUGCUGCUCAACUUCUCGGAAAGCUCAUUUCUUGGAAACCGUGGCUUGUGUGGGAAGCAAAUAAAUGUUAUGUGCAAAGAUGACAAAAAGGAACCUGAAACUAAUGAGUCGCCAUUCUCAGUGCAAAAUCAAAUUGGGAAGAAAAAGUACUCUGGCCGACUACUUAUAAGUGCUUCGGCAACUGUGGGUGCUCUACUACUGGUUGCCCUAAUGUGUUUCUGGGGUUGCUUUCUGUAUAAAAAGUUCGGCAAAAAUGACAGUAAAGGUUUAGUGCUGAAUGGCUGUGGAGGUGCUCGUGCUUCAGGUGUAAUGUUUCACGGAGACUUGCCAUACAUGUCUAAAGAUAUUAUUAAGAAAUUUGAGACGUUGAAUGAAGAACACAUAAUAGGAUGCGGGGGCUUUGGAACCGUGUACAAGCUUGCAAUGGAUGAUGGCAAUGUUUUUGCCUUGAAAAGAAUUAUAAAAUUGAACGAGGGCUUUGAUCGUUUUUUUGAGAGAGAGCUUGAGAUCCUUGGAAGCAUAAAGCACAGGUUUCUUGUGAAUUUGCGAGGAUAUUGCAAUUCUCCUACAUCAAAGCUGUUAAUUUAUGAUUUCCUUCCUGGGGGCAGCCUUGAUGAGGCACUACACGGCCUCCGUACUGAAGGAUCUGAGCAACUAGACUGGGAUGCACGCUUAAAUAUUAUCAUGGGAGCUGCAAAGGGACUUGCAUAUUUGCAUCAUGAUUGCUCACCGCGAAUCAUUCACCGAGACAUAAAGUCAAGUAACAUUCUACUUGAUGCUAAUUUGGAGGCUCGAGUUUCUGACUUUGGACUUGCGAAACUCUUAGAGGAUGAAGAAUCACAUAUCACGACUAUUGUUGCAGGAACAUUUGGUUAUCUGGCUCCUGAGUAUAUGCAAAGUGGUAGAGCUACUGAAAAGACUGAUGUAUACAGUUUUGGAGUAUUGGUACUUGAAGUUUUGAGUGGCAAACGUCCCACAGAUGCCUCAUUUAUUGAGAAGGGGCUAAACAUUGUUGGUUGGUUGAACUUUCUAGUCACAGAGAAUCGACAACGAGAAAUAGUCGACUUACAGUGUGAGGGCAUGCAAGCAGAGAGCUUGGAUGCAUUGCUUUCAGUUGCCAUCAGAUGUGUUUCGUCGAGUCCAGAGGAACGACCAACUAUGCACAGAGUGGUCCAGAUUCUGGAAUCUGAGAUUAUGACUCCAUGCCCAAGUGAUUUCUAUGAUACAGAUUGAGCUCUAUGACACCCAAGCCAAGCCAUGCAAUACCAUGCCAUGCCAAUGAAGGCAUAGAACCUUGUUGGAAUCAACCAAAAGGAUUCGAACAUCUUCAAGGUCCAUGCUUUCUAAUCUGAUUGAUUCUUCAUUAUUUCUUCUUUCUGAAAAGUAGCAAUUAUGCAGCUUUUGUGAUUGAGCUCUAACGUUUGGGAAAAGGGUCCAAAAAAAUGCUGUUUCUCUAACCAAACGGCAUUGGAUCUCUUGUAAUUCCAUACCCCCAUGUAAGUAGAUGAAGGUUCCACGUCUCUGUGUUCUUAUAUUUGUUCAAUCUUCCCCAGGGUUUUUUUUUUCUUCUUUCAUCGUCUCAAAUCAUUCCUCUUUGUAAUUUUUCUGUAACUUUUGACCCAAAAUUAAGUGUACAUGAGUGAUUGUAUAAUAUUCAACAAAUGUUCUUCACUUAUUUUUGUUACAUUUUAUUUUCUAAGAAAUUUGAACCUCCGAUUUCUUAGAGGGAAUAGUAAUAACGUUUGAUUGAAUGGAUGAUGUUUCUAUA
Molecule: messenger RNA, 2661 nt
Organism: Cucumis sativus (cucumber)
Lineage: Eukaryota; Viridiplantae; Streptophyta; Magnoliopsida; Cucurbitales; Cucurbitaceae
Product: LRR receptor-like serine/threonine-protein kinase FEI 2
Exons: 14
Coding region: 312-2126 (604 amino acids)
Biological process (GO): protein phosphorylation
Molecular function (GO): protein binding; ATP binding; protein kinase activity
Source: RefSeq, a predicted model, not a curated record